AUGGCUCGUGUCAAGAGUUUCUUCGAGAGCCGUCGUGCCACUAUGAUCGCUGGGUCUCUCCUCUUCGUCGUCGCUGUCUCUGCGACUGCGAACCCAGGGGCUGUCAAGAGACAGGCAUCUGCCACUGCGACCAAGACUGGUAUCGACUUUGAGAGCUUGACUAGCUGUCAUAUGCAUGGUCCUACUCAGUUCUGUAUGGAUGGCUCGGACGAGUAUCAGAUCGUUCUCGAGGCAACCAUGACGAAGGAGCCUCCUACUUCGUACACAGACUGCCACAGCCAUGGUUCAGACACAUACUGCAUGAAUCCCAACGGCGGAGAAGUCCAGGUCCUCGUGGAAGGUGCUACAGCCACUUCCAACACCGCCAAAGAAACUGCUGCCGCGAAGGAGAAUGAGAUCACUGCCGUGUCAAAAUGCCACAUGCACGAGGCUUCUCUCUCAUCAGAGUACUAUGUCCAAACUACCAUCACCAACACCGAGGAGUAUCCCGCCCAACUCACGAGCUGCCACAGCCAUGGCGAAGAAACGUAUGCUCCUCUCCCAUCACAGCCAAUUCCCACUUACAAUUUUAGUUACUGCAUGUCCGACGACGGCGAAGCUCCCAUCAUCCUAGCUGCAGAUGUCGAAUCCGGCAAAGCAGACCCUCAAGAAGAACAUUGCCAUUUCCACGCUGGCGUCGAGCACUGCGUCGGCGGUAGCAAUGGCUCCGAAGAGGGUGGUACGCGAGACUGCGGUCGCAAAGAUAGAGACUACAAGAUCGGCAUUCGCAUAGGAAUGUUGUUCGUCGUUCUGGUCGCCAGUGCCGUUGGUGUCUUCGGACCGAUCCUCAUGUCGACCUUUGUCCCCGUUAGAUCCAACAUCGUCCUCACGAUUCUCAAGCAAUUCGGUACUGGAGUUAUUAUCUCGACUGCCUUUGUUCACUUGUUUACCCAUGCGUCUAUGAUGUUUGGUAACGAAUGUGUGGGCGAGCUACUUUACGAAGCUACCACUGCUGCUAUCGUCAUGGCUGGUCUCUUCAUUUCGUUCCUUAUCGAGUUCUGUGUUCAGCGUGCUAUGCGAUGGCAAUUGACCAAGAAGACCGAGUCCGACCCGGAUAACUUGUCACCUAAGGCUGUGGCAAAAGCCGAGAUGGCCAACAUUACCAUCAUGGAGGCUGGUAUCAUCUUCCACUCGAUCCUCAUCGGUAUCACCCUUGUUGUAGCCGGAGACUCCUUCUUCAUCACGCUGUCCAUUGUCAUCAUCUUCCACCAACUCUUUGAAGGUAUCGCCCUUGGUACACGAAUCGCCUCUCUGGGUUAUGGUCAAAUGCCCCUUGCUCUGGGUCACUCCCAUUCGCACUCUACACCAUCCCCAACCAUCGAACGAACCGGAACAUCUGCUGUCCCUCUGUGGAAGAAGCUCGUCCUUGCUUCUGGCUUCGCCGUUGUUACCCCCAUCGGCAUGGCCAUUGGUAUUGGUGUUCUGAACGUCUUCAACGGAAACAACCCUGCUACCUUGAUCGCUAUUGGUACUCUGGAUGCUUUCUCAGCUGGUAUCCUCGUCUGGGUUGGUCUGGUUGAGAUGUGGGCUCAGGACUGGAUGCUAGGAGGUGAACUCACCGAUGCUGGCACCCUUACUACGGUCUUGGCUCUUCUUGGUUUGGUUUGUGGCAUGGUUCUCAUGAGCUUGCUUGGAAAGUGGGCUUAA
This is a messenger RNA of Fusarium tjaetaba, 1686 nucleotides long. Its product is annotated as zinc-regulated transporter 1. Gene Ontology annotation, molecular function: zinc ion transmembrane transporter activity. Gene Ontology annotation, cellular component: plasma membrane. Bases 1 to 1686 code for a protein of 561 amino acids. The record is from RefSeq and is a predicted model, not a curated record. NCBI's taxonomy places the organism in Eukaryota, Fungi, Ascomycota, Sordariomycetes, Hypocreales, Nectriaceae. The transcript is spliced from 7 exons. Gene Ontology annotation, biological process: zinc ion transmembrane transport.